Messenger RNA from Penicillium malachiteum, 1344 nucleotides. RefSeq lists its product as uncharacterized. Lineage: Eukaryota; Fungi; Ascomycota; Eurotiomycetes; Eurotiales; Aspergillaceae. The record is from RefSeq and is a predicted model, not a curated record. The coding region runs from base 1 to 1344 and encodes 447 amino acids. The transcript has 7 exons.
AUGGCUACCAUCCUCGCCCCAUACAACACGGCCAUGCGCCUGGGAACCGGCUUCAACUCCUUCACCCAGCAGCUCUGUAUCGAUCAUGCAGUUGUUCGUGAUGAGAAUGCCGAAAAGCCCUUGGAUAUUACCCUCCUUGAGAAGGAUAUCCCACAGGAGGUGACCUACAAGACUUCAAUCGUUGAUAAGGUCACUGAUGUGACCAGCGCUAUGAAUAUUAGCGCCGCCUUCCUCAUCAAGUAUGAUAACUUCGAUGCUAAAGGAAAGGGUGACUUCUUGAACACCUCCAAAGUCAAGGAAAGCGACGUUAGCUUUAUGAUCUCCGUCAAAGUUGUAAACCAGGUUAUUCAGGAUCAUUCUUUGACCAAGUUCAGCCCAAUCAGCGGGCUCAAGGGCCAAAACUUUGCUGAGGUCUAUGGAGAUUCUUUCAUUUCCGGCUUCCAAUAUGGCGGCGAGUUUACUGCUGUUAUAUCCGUCAAGGCCUCAGAUAAGGUGGAUUCUGAGGAUGUCAAGGCUAAGGCCCGAAUCCUCUUCACCAAAGACAAGCUUGACUUGAACAUCAAUGGCAAAUUCGACAAGGAGAGCUCAAGUUUCCUCACCGAGAACGAAACCACCAUUUCUGUUACUUAUACCGGUGGUGGCCAGCAUCUAAAAGAGCGCGACGAGGAUUGGACUUUCGAGACCAUGAAGGCUGCUGCCCUGAAGUUCCCCCACCUGGUAGCUCAAACCCCUAUGCGAACGCACGCCAUUCUGACGAAGUACUCCUCGCUGCGCAGCUACUAUGCUGCUAACGUACCCACCAGUCUACCCAGCUUUGAACAUGCUGGUGUCUACACCGCCCUUCUGCAGGAGGCCUACCUGGACUACAAGACCAUUGCCAAAAACCUCCAAGUCCUUGCCUACGAUGUGUCCUCUGGGGAUCAAGUCCUCUUGGCUCCACGAGCUGCAAAUGAGAGCCAGGAAAGCACCUACAAGCAUUCAACGGCUAGCAGUCCCAACAGCAUGGUACCUGUCGCCAACCCGAAUCCGCCGUCUAAGGACGGUUAUACUAUGACCCCGUUGAUCGUGAAGACCCCGUAUCCUCCGACCCUACAGGGAAUUGAAGAUGCCAGAUCUCUGGUGCGCUUAAUGUUGAACCGCAUUGUCCAGGAGGUUGACCUAAUUUCACGUAUGCCUGAGCUGGCAGCUCGUGAAGAUAGGGAGCUACCUUACAUGAGCCCCUUCUUGUUCAAGGAAUACUUGCCCAUCGGCGAACCGAAGCCUUCUAUUGUGGACGCUACGGGCCCAGCGGAUAGCAUUCCCUCCCUGAACCAGCAGAUCUCGGGCGGCAAGAUAUUUGCCUAG